Molecule: messenger RNA, 566 nt
Organism: Ochotona curzoniae (black-lipped pika)
Lineage: Eukaryota; Metazoa; Chordata; Mammalia; Lagomorpha; Ochotonidae
Gene: PIP
Product: prolactin induced protein
Exons: 4
Coding region: 39-479 (146 amino acids)
Biological process (GO): regulation of immune system process; proteolysis
Cellular component (GO): extracellular region
Molecular function (GO): aspartic-type endopeptidase activity
Source: RefSeq, a predicted model, not a curated record
UCUGUUUCUCCAGGACGUCCCACUGUGCCUCCUCCAGCAUGCAUGCUCUUCAGUUCCUGCUCAGGGCCAGCCCUGUGGUGCUCCUGGUUCUCUGCCUGCAGCUGGGGAUCAGCACAUCUCAGGAAAACACACGGCAAACGAUAAAAAUGGAUUUCAAAGCGCCUUCAAGCACAACUGCAGAUGAGGAAGUCUCUGUGACACUCAAGCUUGGAACAGAUUUGCAAGAAUGUAUGGUGGUUAAAACUUACCUCAUUAGCAACGUGGAAAUUGAAGGCGGAUUCAACUAUCGAUACACCAUCUGCCUCUGUAAUGACAAUGCAAGAACCUUAUUCUGGGACUUCUAUACAAACCAAACUGCAAGCAUAGUAGCAGUGGUGGACAUUGUUCGGGAACUAGGUAUCUGUCCAAAUGAUGACGCAGUGACACCCAUUAAAUCAAACCGGUUCUAUACUAGCAUUCGUAGAGUGGUGGUAUCUUAAUGGAAGCUGACAGGUUCCUGUCACACCUGUGCGGUUCCAAGAACCCGUGACUGAGGUAUCUGUACAAUAAAGUUCUUACAUGCUCUU